AUGAGGAGAAGGAGAUCUGAUGAUCUCAGGGACGGAGCCGGCGGUUCAGACCCGCGAAAGAGCGAAGAGGAGGAGGACGAGGCGGUCGACAGGAUCAGUGGCUUGCCCGACUCGCUCCUCCUCCACAUACUCUCCUUCCUGCCGCUCAGGUGCGCCGUCCGCGCAUCCUUGAUGCUUCGGCCGUUCCGUGGCCUCUGGAGAUCACUGAGCAGCCUGUCCUUCCAGGAGGGCGAUUUCCGUCCCCGCCGUCGCGGCCGUCCCAGAGCUGGCGGCGGCAGGGUCUCGAAUUUCGUGGACCAUGUGCUGGCGCUACACGAGAACCCAGAAAUCCACACGUUCCGUUUCGAGUUGGGAUGCUUUUUUCCGCCUGAUAAAUUGGGUGAGUGGAUCUGCUUCGCGCUGAAGAAGAAGGUGAGGGCCCUCCAUGUUUGCCUACUUGGGUUUGGUGUGCCGGCGGAACCCUUUCACUAUAGAGUGCCUAGUGCUGUUUUUACUGCUAGUAGCCUAGUGGAGCUCAAGUUGAAUGUAUAUAAUGUCGAAUUUGGAGAACAGAUUCAGUUGAAGUCGCUUCGAAAGUUGUCGAUGUUUGAUGUUGACAUAAGCGACGAGGUGCUGCGUAAUUUGGUUUCGGGUAGCCCGUCGUUGAAGAAUUUGUCUCUCCAGACUUGCUGUGGCCUACGAGUUCUGAAGUUCGAUAGACAUCCGUCACUUGAAGAAUUGAGCAUUUGUAAUUGUCGCCUCGAAAAAGUGGAUCUUGCUAGGUCGGGCAUCAAAAUAUUGACACUUGAACUGGAUGAGGAGGAUGACAUGAUAAAUUUGGAUUGCGGGUCUUCGCUUAAUGAUGUCGCCCUAUGUGGUUCUGGUUGGAGACGUGGAGAGGUCAAAACACUUUUGGAAAAGCUCCGUAACGUUGCAAAUUUUACUCUGGGCAAUUGGAUUAUACAGGACUUCAGCACAUGGAAGCUGAAGAAUGAACCACGUCCAUCUUUCAACUGGAAGUCUGUGACAAUGACACUUAAUUUGGCAGAGUGUCACCUCUCUGGGAUUUCUUAUCUACUAGAGACUUGCAAUUUUCUAGAAACACUUACCAUAUAUGUUUAUCCGUCAAAUCCUGAGGAUAUUCAGGGAAAUAUGUGGGAUCGAGCAUGUAAUUCUGGUGGGAGUAGCUAUUGGCAUUCAGUUGAGGGCACAUUUCAUUGUCUUGCACACCACCUCAAGAACGUAAUGAUAUAUGCACGCGUGACUGAACCAUACGUGAUCGAGCUAAUCGAGUUUCUACUUGGGAAUGCACUGGUUUUGGAGAGAAUGGUGAUCUCUAGUAGAAAGAUUUCUGGAGAAACUCGAAAAGAGAUAUUUUAUUCGAAAGACAUAUUCCUGGACAAGGCCCCUACCUCGGAUAUGCUUCUGGAUUUUUCGAAAAAGGUUCUCAGUUUACCGAGAAUAUCUCCCCAUGCAGUAAUACACAUGACAGUGGGUUGAUAUUGUUUUCUCAAACAUAGAAGUACUGCUUUAUUUCAUUUCUGCAGUUUCUAUUAUGCUAACAAGUCAUGUCUAUAUCCUCGGUUAACAUUUUCUCUUCGCUGGCUUUCCUUUUUUGGUCUUAAAUCGAUGGAUUCAAUAGUGUGUCAUUGGAAACACAACUUUACGAUUCUUGUUAUCAUUUUGGUUGGCUUCUUCACCAAGCCACUAUUACUUUUA
Molecule: messenger RNA, 1698 nt
Organism: Syzygium oleosum
Lineage: Eukaryota; Viridiplantae; Streptophyta; Magnoliopsida; Myrtales; Myrtaceae
Product: putative F-box/LRR-repeat protein At3g18150
Exons: 3
Coding region: 1-1479 (492 amino acids)
Molecular function (GO): protein binding
Source: RefSeq, a predicted model, not a curated record